This is a messenger RNA of Macrobrachium nipponense, 3376 nucleotides long. Its product is annotated as carbohydrate sulfotransferase 11-like. The record is from RefSeq and is a predicted model, not a curated record. Gene Ontology annotation, cellular component: membrane. Gene Ontology annotation, molecular function: sulfotransferase activity. The coding region runs from base 1077 to 2117 and encodes 346 amino acids. The transcript is spliced from 8 exons. Gene Ontology annotation, biological process: carbohydrate biosynthetic process. Lineage: Eukaryota; Metazoa; Arthropoda; Malacostraca; Decapoda; Palaemonidae.
UCCAGUGUUUUCCCUCACUCGGCUGCGUGAGGUCGUCAUCACUCUCCCUCUCUUCUAGUGGUUCUCUUCCCUUCUCCCCCUUCUUUCCCCAGCCCUUCCCACCACUGCUACGCAACAGAAAUAACAAACAGCCAAUUAUCUACCUUUAUAUCACAAAGAAACCAGGACAUCGGCGUAAGGAGAUUCUAUUUUGAUAUCGUGAAUGAAAACAAUUUUCCCCCAACACCGAUUUCCUGCAGGAUACAGGACUGAACUGGUCGGAGUGCGGGAGCGGAGAUAGAUUCUAUCAGCGGCGACAUAAACACAGUUUUGGCUGCUUUCGAGUCUUGUGUUCGACAGUGGCUGUCAACGUUACCCACAACGAACGAGUUCGCGAUGGACCUUCCACAGCUGGAAUUGAAGAGAAAAUUCGGCUUUGCUCCGACUGAACGGAGUCACUGACAGCGUGAGCAGUGUGGUCAAUCCCUUUUCCUCAUCCUCUUGGUCGUGCAGUGCAUUGCUGUCAGGCGAUGUUACGUGAGGAUACGAUAUCUUGCUGCGUCAAAGUAUGCUCGACUUGAUGCGUUCAUGAAAGGUUUCCAUGGACGUUGGUGGUCAUGAAAACGUGCUGGUGGAAGACAUUUUAGCAGUGGUAGCGGAAAGUGCCAGUGAUAAAAACAUCGUUCCAGUGAAAUGCAGUGUUGGAUUUAAAUAAAUAUUGCUCCUGGGUGAUGUGGUGCAUUGCAGUCUGAGUGGUUAACAAACACAAUACUACUGCGCUCCUCAAGUGUAAUGGAUAAUUCAAUCAGGAAGAGCAUUACUAUACAUAUUUCACUCAAUAUAGAAUCCUUUUCAAGCUAACUUAAACGAAUGAAAUGAAAGCUGUCAUAUAACAGAAAGCCAUAUUCCUUUAUUUUCCAUCCGAGAUAGACUUAGAAUGAGAGAAACCACAAAGCUGAAAUAUGACAGAUAUCUGGACAAGUUGUGAAUGUCGAGUACGGAAGGUCCCCAGGAGGACAAGGCGCCCCUGACUGGAGGGUGAGAAUAUUUUCAGUUACUGCCAUGGAGUGUGACCGGUCACGAACAUCAUCCAAGUAAUGGCAAGGCAUUAUAACCUACGGUUGAGAGGUGGACCGCGAUCCACAACCACUCGAUGGGGCAAAGCUCUUGUGUGGGUCGUCAUAGUCUUCGUCGUUUCGACUUAUGUGGUCAUCUCCAAUUCAGGAUCCGAUCAGUACAGACUACCUAUCUUCCAAUGGCUGCUUGGAGAUUUCUUCGGGGACAACUCUGAAACGUCACAGUAUACUCAGAACGGCAACAUGACCUGGGAGCAGAUCCAGAAGAUCAGAGUGAACCACCUGGUGAGAGCUUGCCAAGGUCUGAACCUCAAUCAGACCGUAGACGCCGUUGUGAGGAAACACAUACUGGUAGACACGCGCCACAAGGUUCUGAUGUGCUUCGUACCAAAGGUGGCUUGCACGUCAUGGAAAAGGAUAUGGUUUUGGUUAGCGGGCCUACUGGAGGAGGACGAAAACAUCAUGGAUUUAACAAGGAGUCAAGUUCACGGCAAAUUCUUGCCGACUCUCUCGAGCGUCAAAUUUGUAGAGAGGGAAAGGCUCGAGUUCUUGGCGACCUACAAGAAGUUCUUAUUCACGCGCCAUCCUCUCCACCGCUUGAUUUCUGCCUACAGGGACAAGCUGGAACACAUAGAUAAAGAAAGUAACUUUGACUUCCACAAACACGUUGGACAAGAGGUCGAGAGUAUGAUGCGAGGAAAGGUCACUGGAGGUCACAAUAUAACGUUCCAGGAAUUCAUUCGGUGGGUAACUCCUCCUAAUGGGACUUGGACAAUGGCCCAGCAAAACGAGCACUGGAGGCCCAUAGUGGAAUUGUGCGCUCCUUGUGCAAUACAGUACGACGCCGUUGGGAGAUACGAAAACUUCCAACACGACGCCAACGAAACACUAUACUGGAUGGGUGCCGGGGAGUUGGCAGACCGGUUUCCACCACCCGACAGAGCCUUCCACGCGUCUCAGCAACUUCAGAAAUAUGAAAGUAGUCUUACCUCACAAGACAAGCUGCAGUUCUUGCGGACCUAUCUACUGGACUUUCUUCUCUUUGGCUAUGACAUGCCUUAGAAGAUCAAUCAAAAUAUAUACAUUGUGCAAAGAGGAAUGACGUCUUUUAAGUCUAGUGACUAGAUUUUGUACCAUGACAAAUGCUCGUAUUUUCUCUCAACAGUGCUACGCUUGUGCAUGAGAAUUAUACAGACUAGACGGUCCUAUUUCUCUUAGAAGGAGAAUCAUUAUUUUUUUCUUCUCAUAUUACUUUAUGAUUAAUAAAUUCAGCAAUGUCUAAAAACUCUGUGGAGGUAGUUCUGCUUGAAGGUGCCGCAAGUAUUGUUAUAAAUCUUAUUCAGUAUUCAUUGUGCUCAAUCCAAAUGCACUUUUUUAUUUGCAUUCUCAGAUUUCCAAAGGUAUCAGCAAUGCACGCUGGAUACUUACUAGAUGUAUGUAAGGUGUUUCAGAGUUCUGGUAGAUUUAGAGAACUGUGGGCAGUGUUACAUAGCCUGACGAACUGUUAGCAUUCUGGGUGUUGAAUUGACAUUGUAAACCUAAAUUUGGUUUGUUUAAAAUUUGUUAGACUUAGAAGAUCUUCUGAACUGCAUAAUGAACACAUCAUCAAAGCUGUUAAAUGUGUGAAUUUUCGAGAAAGAAUGAUUAGAUUAUGAAAGUUAGGUCUGUUGUUAUUUAACUAUAGUUGACCCAAAAGUUAUGACCCAGUUUAAUAGCCGACUCUUAUAUUCUCCAGAAUUGUUAUUGAUGUAUGUUAGCACAAUCCAAUAAUUGGGUCUAAAGGAACAGGAUGCCAGAUUACUUUAGUAAAGAGCUGGGUCUAUCAGCACUCGGUAUUUUAGCCUUCUCUUUGGCUAGUACUAUUUCAGUGACGGUGCCGUGAAACUCGAGAAGAAGAGUCCUCCUUCCGUUUUGUUUGGUUGAUGUUUCUUCCCCUAACCUCUACUGACAGGCUGUGGAAUAUUUCUAGAUUGCAUAUCCCGAGCCGUUUAAUUUAUCUUUUUUUCAAGGGUCAUAUCACCCCACACAAGUUUAGGUCCCCCUCUUUUCCCCAUCCAGUUCCCCAUCCAGUUUUUUUUUUUUUUCCUUUUCCUUUUACUAACUAUGAAAAUUUCGUCGCCCAACCGUCGGCCCUUAUGCAAAAAAAAAAAAAAAAAUGAUUUUCGCUCUUGUACCAAACUCAGGAGAAAAAUAAUCAAAAUCUCAAAAUAUAUGGUAUACUAUUGAACGUUGGGCUCGAACCCCAGUCUUUUGACUAAAGCCCUUUUUACAGUUAUUAUUCCCUCAUGUCGGUCUUUGACUCGAUCAAAGAAACAAGAAUC